CUCAGGAGUACAGCAACUUCCAAUGGAGGUCCUUCAAUCCUGCAGAUGUGCUGAUUGUCGCUGAGGCCAACAGUCCUCUUCAGUAUCCUACCCAGGGUGUGGAGGUGCGACCCCUCCAAACAAUCUUUAUUCCAGGUAGCAGCACUGUUUAACACAGAACAGUAUGAAACAAACUGAUGGCCUUACAGUUACAGAAGUCCCUUUCAGACGUGCGUUCAUUUCUGUUGUUCUAAUGGCAUUUGAGGCAUUUUAAAUGAGCCCCCUGGUCAUAUUUCAUGAAAGUCACACAGUGAUAAUUUGGUUGGGCCUAGUAACUUGUCUUCAUCACUUCAAUAUGGCGCAAGUCUUAACUGUAUGUCGCAAGCACGAGCCGUGUACUGUCAGUUGUGUGAAGCAGUUUGAGGAAGUCUUUUUCCACAUUCCAACACCAAAAAUCUCCCCUCUGGGGAGCAAUAAAGGAUUAUCUUAUCUUAUCUUAUCUUAUCUUAUCUUAUCUUAUCUUAUCUUAUCUUAUCUUAUCUUAUCUUAUCUUAUCUUAAAAACAUCAAAGAGAGCACCAUAGACACAGUCUGUAAGAAAAAUAGCACACCUUCCUCAUGCGCUUAAGCCGACAAUUUUACAUCCAUUAUAAACCGGAAUAGUCCAUAAAAAUCCCACUUUCCUUUGAUGAAGGCAGGAUACAUCAGAUUAACGAAACUCACCAAUAGUGAGUGUAUUCUGGGUGUUGGCAAAAUGUUAGGAGGAGCUAAAAUUUAGCUUGUUGCUUUUCAGCUGUUUGUGAACACCUGUAGCAUCAGACAGCAACAAAAUCCACAUAAACCUAUCUACACACAUGCAGAACCACAACAUGUAACUUCAUUAAUUGCUUAUAAUUAAUUGACAUUAAAGUAAAAGUGACCCAUGUCAGAAUGAUAAGAUGCCAUCACAUUACAGAUAGAUGAAGCCAGCAGUGUUGCAUAUUAUUUGUCUGAAAAGGCUACAUUCACUCUCUUCAUCAUCAUUCCACUUUGACAUCUCAAGUAAUCACUGCACUCUUUCCAUAGGUCUGGGUCUUAAAGAAGAAGAAAGAUCAGUCCAUACAGUAACUUCUUAAUUUUAAGGUUGUCGUUGUAUUUGAUAUAUUCAUAUUUUUGUACAAGUAUUAAAGCUUUUUGUGUUUUCCCCCUCCCAAACUAUACAAAUUGUCUAACAGGUGCAUUUGACAGCAACUCUGGGGACUUUUGAUGUUGCUGCAACGGUGGACAGGGUCUCCAUCAAAGGAGAGGGAGAGAAGCACAUGAUCCUAUCAAGUCCUCAUCUCUCUGACCUGAACAGGCAGCUGCAGUUUGUCACCUAUACAAACACUGUGUUCAACCCGAAGACAGCAGAUACAAUUCAGUUUGCAACUGAAAGUCACCGGUCAUUGUUCAUCAUCAAAGUUGGGCAUCCAACUCGUCCGAAGCUUCACAACUCGGGACACCAGGAAGAGUACAACAUUAAUGCUCUUGUUACCAUUGCCACCAAGACCUUUCUACGCUAUGACAAACUCAAAGAUCUUAUCGACAGCAUACGGCAGUAUUACCCCAGCGUCACCAUAGUGAUAGCAGAUGAUAAUGAACACCCUGUGCCAGUGACCGGGCCUCACGUUGAACACUACAUUAUGCCAUUUGGAAAGGGUUGGUUUGCUGGAAGAAACCUGGCAGUCUCUCAAGUGACCACCAAGUAUGUGCUCUGGGUGGAUGAUGACUUCAUCUUCACUGCAAACACCAAGUUGGAGAAGAUGGUGGACAUCCUUGAGAAAACCACUCUAGAUCUGGUCGGCGGUGCAGUGAGAGAGGUGACGGGCUACACUACAACAUAUCGUCACACCAUUUCAGUGGAGGCAGGAGGAGAGGAGGGUGACUGCAUACAUAUCAGAAAUGGCUUCCAUCAUACCAUCGACGGAUUUCCCAACUGUGUGGUAGCUGACGCCGUCAUCAACUUCUUCCUGGGGCGGACGGACAAAGUGCGGGAGGUUGGCUUCGACCCGCGCCUGUCACGACAAGCACACCUGGAGUUCUUCGUCGAUGCUCUGGGCUCUCUCCACGUGGGCUCCUGUAGUGACGUCAUCGUAAACCACGCAUCGAAGAUCCAACUACCCUGGAGUAAAACAGAGUCGCAAAAGGCCUAUGAAAAAUUCCGUUACUCGUCUUCCAGUGCGAAUACUAACAUGCAAAAUGAAGUCUUCUACUUCAAGAACAGAUUUAAAUGCAUGACUAGUCAGUGACACUUGGACUCCCACGUGUCAAAUGUAAGACUGUGAAAUUAUUUUUGCUCUCAGGUUAAUGAAGAAUGUCGUUAAGUGGAGAAGUCCACGAUUAUAUGUUUUCAUAAAUGAUUACAACUUGUGCCCUGUUUGAUGGGAAUUCAGUCAUUGUUGGACGCUGCUAAAUUGUCAGUCAGCUUUUCAGUACUCAACUUAUUCAGAAAAUCCUGUAGUCUGUUUUUUUUAUGGCACAAUAGUUUGGUUUACAAAACUUCCUAUGUGAUCAUGUUCCAAACUUCAGGCUCUGGAGUUGCAAGUAAAUUCUAAUUGUAUGUUGAAAUGCCGAGUACAGUCAGUGGUGCAAUGCAUGAGUGGAUGAGUGAGUGUGAGUGGGAGAACUGAAGAAAUAACACAAAACGAACCAAUGAAAAGCGAAGGCCAUGUGGCUGCUCAGGCACUCCAAUGAUAGGCUUUCGUAACACUGGCACUCAUGAAACAGAAGCAACCGAAAGAGUGAAAGACAAGUAGAUACGAGAGAGGAUUAGAGAGAGAGUGCCAAAGUUGCACUUCUUGUUUUGACUCAGUGACAGUUUGUCCACAGCCUGUUUUAUGGUCAUGUCUCAGUAGUGAGGCUUUCAAAGCUUCUUUCCCUCUCCGCUGAUGUGAGUGACUGUCCUAGUUGGCUUUGGGUGAGAGGCGGGGUUCACACUGGACAGACAGACCUCCGUCCACACUUAUAUUCAUAGCUAAGGCCUAAUUAGAAUCACCAACAGCCUAACUUGCUUCCUGUGAGGCCGCAUUGCUGACCUCUGCCUCACUGCGUCACCCUCUUUUAGCAAUAUCACAAAAAAAUGUCAGUAGAAUAUUACAAGUGUUUUUGGAAGAAAGAGAUCGUGCCACAAUGGCUAGAAGUGUACUUUCCUUUAAGAAGCACUCCUCCAAAUCUUAGGAGCCUUUUACAUCUUUUUUGCACUUGGAUUUGUUAGCAAAAAAAGGGACUUUUGUUGAAUUGUAUAUUGUUUUUAGCUGAUGUUCAUUCCAGUCAUUUAGGAGCCGAUGUGUUUGAUGACAGAUGAUGUUGUAUUUUUUGCUAUUUCAAAAACAAGAUGUUGGCUUUUUUCACAAAUGACACUUGUUGUGCCAGUGAGUUGAUGAUAAUAAUAAUGAUAAUAAUAAUAAUAACAAUAAUAAUUCCUUCAUUGCACUGAGAUGUUUCCCUGCCACAUGUUAGUAGAAUGAAUCAUCAUUAAGGAUAGUGGUUACAUCAGAUAUUUUUCUAUGGAAAGGUUUUCUUUAACAUCUGACUGUGUUCCAGCAAACGAAGUUCUUUUGUUUGACUUGAUUUUUACUGCCAAGUAAAGAUGUUUGGUGUUAAAAAAAAGUAAUUUCCUUCCUUGGCUCUUCUUUGUUUCGCUGUGUGUCUGUGAAGGACAGAAUCACCUGUGUGUGAAUCUGUGGCAGUGAAAGUUCAUCCUCUUGUUAAUAUGAUGACAAGUUACUCAUUGCCUUGAAUAUGCUGAAGAGUCAUUCCCUCACUAAGAAUAACCAUCAGCUGGUAGCAUCUCAGAGCUUUGAUAUGAAUGCUAACUGCUUUUGUUUGGUUGUCUGGGUUAAGUCCCCAGCUUGGUGACAAGGGGUUUGUUAAAUAUAGGGACAACCACAUAAAACGGCUGAGGGCCAAAAGCUGAAGUAACUGAAGCUGUUUUGUAAAGGUUUUGUAAAUAUAUUUAUGUCAGAAGUGAUGUGGAAAAUAAGAUUUGUAAGAGUUUCUCCAGUUGGGAUUGGAAAAUGAGAGUUACCGUUAUAAAAGUGAUAAAACAUAACUAAGUCCGAUAAAGUAAAAUAAUGAGGUACUAGUACUUUACUUGAGUCUAUCUAUUUUAACUAUUAUUACCUUAGAAUCAAAAAAGAGCAGCUGCUAGGCAUGUUCAGUAGAAUAACUGAGGCCUAAAAUUAUUUAAAUUACCAAAUAUUUCAUAAAUAAUUAAAACAAAUAGUGAUUGAUCCAAAUAAGAACAGCAGAUUUGUCACAGAACUUUGUUUUUGUUCUUUACUCCUCUGUUAUUAUGAUUAUUGUCACAAUCCUCAGGACUUGUCUUGUGAUCCGUUGGAUGAUGUCCAGCCUGGAAAACCUUUAGACAGCAUACCAUGGCUCCACCUCAAACUUCUAAAUCCUGUUUGCUCACUGUUGCCUUAAAAAUCUAACAUCAUGUAUAAUAAAUCCGAGUCAGUAAUAAAAUAUCUUUAUACUGUUGAAAGUGUACUUUUAUAAAUCAGAGUAUCUCCUCUGGGUAUAAAUUCUAUUUCUUUUUGGUUUCAACCACAAAUCCUUUGACUUAGACUUACAGACUUUAUUAAUCCCCAGAGGGAAAUUCUGUGAAUAAUAAGGGUAACAGGCUGCUUGUACAAAUUUUUGUUACUAUGGAGAUUGCUGACUCUUUGGAGAAUCGUGUGAUCCUUCAUUCAGAAUAUGGAAACAACAAACAGGCUGUCAUUCCAUCUGUUCACCACAAGAUGGAGAUAAAAGAUCAGACAGAUGGCACACAGGCUGGGAGGUCCUCUGGAUUGUCAAAUACAAAUGUAUUUUUCACUACAUUUUCAUUCUUGC
Messenger RNA from Acanthochromis polyacanthus (spiny chromis), 4832 nucleotides. RefSeq names its product beta-1,4-N-acetyl-galactosaminyl transferase 1a (gene b4galnt1a). The record is from RefSeq and is a predicted model, not a curated record. NCBI's taxonomy places the organism in Eukaryota, Metazoa, Chordata, Actinopteri, Pomacentridae. Gene Ontology annotation, biological process: ganglioside biosynthetic process. The transcript is spliced from 7 exons. Bases 1277 to 2245 code for a protein of 322 amino acids.